Molecule: messenger RNA, 944 nt
Organism: Vombatus ursinus (common wombat)
Lineage: Eukaryota; Metazoa; Chordata; Mammalia; Diprotodontia; Vombatidae
Product: trypsin-like
Exons: 6
Coding region: 1-765 (254 amino acids)
Biological process (GO): proteolysis
Molecular function (GO): serine-type endopeptidase activity
Source: RefSeq, a predicted model, not a curated record
AUGAACCGUCUUCUGAUCCUGGCUUUUGUUGGAGCAGCUGUUGCUUUCUCCACUGAUGAUGAUGAUAAGGUCAUUGGGGGCUACACCUGUGAGGCAAACAGCCUCCCCUACCAGGUAUCCCUGAAUUAUCUCGGCCAACAUCUCUGCGGUGGCUCCCUCAUCAAUGACCAGUGGGUGCUGUCAGCUGCUCAUUGCUACAUCAGCCAAUUUCACGUGAGACUGGGGGAGCAUAACAUAGAGGUCUUUGAGGGAAAUGAGCAGUUCAUCUACUCAGAAAAGCUCAUCCCCCAGUCAGACCAUAACAAAAAGACCUUCUAUAACAACAUCAUGCUAGUCAAGCUGAAAACCCCAGCUGUCAUCCAUAUUCGUGUGACUACCAUCUCCCUGCCCAAGUCCUGUGCAUCUGCAGGAGCUAAGUGUCUCAUCUCUGGUUGGGGCAACACGGAGCUAUGGCGGCCAGGCAUGAACUCAGGAAUUGACUACCCAGAUCUUCCGCAGUGUUUGAAUGCUCCCAUUCUGUGUGAUGCCCAAUGUAAGUCCUCCUAUCCUGGUCGGAUCACUGAAAACAUGGUCUGUGCUGGCUUCCUGGAGGGUGGCAAGGAUUCCUGUCAGGGUGACUCAGGUGGCCCCGUGGUGUGUAAGGGACAGUGCCAGGGUAUUGUCUCCUGGGGCUAUGGCUGUGGCCUGAAGAAUAAACCUGGUGUCUACACCAAAGUCUACAAGUACCUGGACUGGAUUAAGGAAACUAUUGCUGCCAAUAGUUAAUGACACUCGACCCAUGUUUCUGUCCCUUCCUUUGGUAUUCUGUGUUGGGACAUGAUGCCAAUCAAAUGAUGCUCUAUUACUUGCUCUUUUCUGUGCUUGAAUUUCAAUUCCUUUUUCUUCUAAGAAAAUGGGAAUGUGUUUAGACCAAAAUGUGGCAAUACAGCACAGCCUGAAGGCAA